UCUGAGUGGGUGGCUAAAGCGGGUGUCCAAAGGCGGGUGCAACCCUUCGUAUCUUGUGCUCCGCUCUGCCUUCCCUCUUCUCUACUGUGAUCAAACCCUAAAACCCACCGUCCCCCCAUCCUCUCCCCAUCUGUCUCCGGCCUCUGCUCUUCGACUCAAGCAAAAGGAUGGAAAAAUAAAGGGGAUUCUAGAAUCGACUGUUUGCUUCUUGUGCCGUUUCCCUAUUUUGAUGCGGUUCUCCCAAGCUACCAUCUUGGCUGAGAUAAUCUGAGAUCUUGGUUUCAUCUUAGCAUCAGCCACCCACCGAUGUCACCAAGAUAUUAGGUUUUAAAAACUUUGAUUGGUGAUUACUGUUGAAGAAAACCUUUUUUGUUUUAAUGAAAAGAUGGGACUUUUAUAUUUCAGUCACUAAAACUAUUUGGAGAAUCUUCCUUGCCACUGAACACUUAUUUCUUAGGAGCGUAUCAUAGAUGAUCCACUCGAAAAGCUUCUCUCAGGGGAAUUCCAAUCAUUCUCUCAUGGAAAGCAGAUAUAAUCAGGAGAAAGAAAUAUUAUUGAUGAAUGGUGAUGCUUAUUUAGAUAAAAACUGCAACGAGGAUGAGGUGAAUGACAGAACAACCACAGAAGAAGAUGAAACAUCUCAGAAUCUGCUGGCUGAUUCUAUCAAUCAAGAGCCAAUGGAUGAAGGAAAAACAGCAGUUGCUCCUGAGAAUGACGAUGAUGAUGGUGGAAAAAUGGACAAGGCUGAACUAGAGGAGGGUCAUAAGGUCACUGGACUAGAUGAUAGAACUCCUCAGUUGGGAAUGGUAUUCAAAUCUUAUGAAGAAGUUGUUAAUUUUUACAAGCGGUAUGCUCUGCAUGUAGGAUUUGGUGUAGCUGUAAAAAAGUCUUCAUUUACAACUUAUGGUCUCUGUCGUCGGUUAGUGCUUGUAUGCACCAAGGGGGGCAAGGGACGGGCAAAUGCAUGCUACCAGUCAAGACCUACAGCAAAGACAAAUUGCCAAGCUAUGAUCAUAGUGAAAUUAUGGGGUGAUGGGUUGUUGCAUUUGGUGGAAGCUAAUCUUGAACACAAUCAUGCAGUUAGUCCGUCAACUGCCCGUUUUUUGAGAUGCUAUAAAAAGAUGUCUAGUGGAAUGACUAAGGAUCUUGCUGUGCGAGCGGCUGGACAUGAAGACUUGCUAUUUGGUGAUAAGGAAUGUGUAAACUCCAUUGAAGGAGGAAGGUUGAAGCUUGGAGAGGGUGAUGACGAAGCCAUCCUCCAGUUUUUUGCACGGAUGCAGACUAAGAACCCAAAUUUCUUUUACUUGCUGGAUUUGGAUGUGGAAGGUCAUAUGAGGAAUGUGUUUUGGGCUGAUUCUAGGUCUAGAGCAGCAUAUCAAUAUUUCAGUGAUGUUGUUUAUUUUGAUACAACCUGCUUAAAAAAUAAAUAUGAUAUUCCUCUUGCUUUAUUUGUCGGAGUGAACCAUCAUGGUCAGUUAGUGUUGUUGGGAUGUGGUUUGGUUUCAGAUGAAUCCACUGAAAAUUACUUAUGGUUAUUUAAGGCAUGGUUAACAUGCAUGCGAGGAUGCCCUCCAAAUGCCAUAAUUAUCGAUGAAUGUAGGGCAAUUCAAGGUGCAGUUGCUGAUGUUUUUCCAGAAGCCUGUCACCGUAUAUGCUUAUGGCAUAUAAUGAAAAAUGUUCAACAGAACUUGAGCGGAUUUGAAGAAUACAAAAUACUCAAGAAGGAAUUGAAAAAAGUAGUAUAUGAUUCGUUGAGAGUUAAUGAAUUUGAAGAAGGCUGGAGGGAUCUGAUGAAGAGAUAUGGCCUCGAAGGUAGUGAAUGGCUUAAUAUCUUAUAUGAAAAUCGUCAAUUAUGGGCUCCAGUUUUCCUAAAAAACACAUUCUGGGCCGGGAUGUCCAUUGCAAGACACAAGGAAAGUAUAACUACCUUUUUUGAAGGGUGUGUAUAUCCAGGAACUUCUUUAAAGUGUUUUUUAAGUAAUUAUGAGAUGGUUUUACAAACUAAAUAUGAAAUGGAAGCCCGGGCAGAUUUGGAAUCAUUUCAUGAGGGCCGAGUCUUUGUAACAAAAUUACAUAUGGAAGAGCAUCUGUCCAAAAUAUAUACGCUUAACAUGUUCAAAAAAUUUCAGGAUGAGUUGAAGGCCAUUGUUUAUUGUCAGGUUUCGCUUGUGAAGGUUGAUGGUCCUAUCUCUACCUUCGAAGUCAAAGAAUGUGCUUUCAUGGAAGGUGGUGAAAAGGCACAAGAUAGGAAUUACGAAGUUCUGUAUAAUGUAGAUGAGUUUGACAUUGAAUGUAUUUGUGGCUCUUUUCAGUUUAGAGGGAUACUAUGCAGACAUGCAUUAUCUGUGCUUAAGUUGCAACAAGUGUAUGAAAUUCCAGCUCAGUACAUUCUCCAACGCUGGACAAAGGACUUGAAGCAGCUGUUUGCUUUGGAUCGGUACUCAAAAGAUGUUGCAAGUAAUAAUCGAAUGGAGCGGUAUGAUUAUCUAUCCAUGCGUUGCCUUCAACUUGUUGAAGUUGGUAUGAUAUCUGAAGAGAAGUACCACCUUGCAUUAAAGCUAUUAAGGGAAGUGGAAAAGUCUCUUCUAGAUGAUAACAUGUGCCGAGACUUGCAACGUAGGCUUCUCCCAUUUGAAACUAGGUCAAAUGCAAGUGAUGAAAAUCAUUUGGCAUCCCAGCUGGGCAUUGUUGAGGGUAACAAAAUUCCUAACUCCUUGCCAGCAAAGCGCAGAGGUCGUCCACCAAAGAAAAGGAAAGAAGACUCUAAUACAGAGAUGAUAUCUAGUCCAAGUAAUCAAAAGGACUCUUUGAGGGCAUCAUCAGAUGGGGGUCAGAGUAAUGUGUUUCAAGCUGCCUCAACUGCUUCACACCUUGGCAGUCAUAUCAGGACACAUGGUGGCGUUGAUCUAAUGGAGGAAGUUAAUCCAAAUGACCUGUCAUUUGGUAGCCAUUUUGGACUUCAAGCUAACCACCAACAUCAUCUUGGUAACCAGUUGCAGUCUGCCAAUUUGUUACAGGGUCAAUUUGGCCAACAAACAGUUGGGAAUUCAUCAGGGAUGCAGUGGAUAUAUCAACAAAUGCUACAGGAAGAUCAUGCUCCUUUUGGCCGAAGGACUGGGUAAGAUAGGUGUUAUCAAAGUUUCCACCUUAGGGACUAGGUUUGAAGGCUUGUCUUAGAAUGGCUUAUCUUAGAAGUGGGACCUGUAGAAAGUUUUCUAGAUAUGUGCACUGAGGACCAUCAGGACUCUAGAACGGAUGAAGGCUUUUAGACCGCAGAGUUUCUCUUCCGUGUCUCUUUAACCUUACGUCUAACUCAAGAGCAUGUGGUGCUCAUAAGCACUCAACUGACUUGGAAUUUAUCAUGUCCAGUGGCAGCAGCUACAUCAAAAUUUGCAGGUUGAAGUUCUGUAUAUAUCUUUUAUUCCGUUCUUCGUGGGAAGCUCAUCUUUGUCAAGCCUGACCCCUUGCAAUUAUAUACAUUUAAAUUACAUUUGAUGGAGAGAUAAAAUUAUGCUCUCUUUUCAUUGGAUCUGUUAGUCAGUAACAUUUGCAGGACUGAAUUCUAAUCUGAACCUCAACAAACAAGCCUGGUCUCACCUACAUUGGUUUCAAUUGCAGCAGUGGUUGGGCAACAUGGCCUUCAGUCUCUUGUCACCUCUCAUUCUGUUGUCAUCUGUUGUGUAUCUAAAUGUGAAUAAACUUGUUGAUACUUUUGGAUGUUGAGCAAGCAUUUAGUUUUUGAGCCAAGCAUGUAAAUAAGGUGCAUACCUAAAUUUUCUUUGAUAUAUUAGCUCCCUCUGAUAUUGCAUGGAAUGCUAGCAUGGCCCCAGGAUUAUGGCUGCAUGGAUGUCUGGCUACCAAGGGGGAAUCUGCUGAGCAAAAGAAGCAGAGGAAUGCAGAAAGUGGCAGCGAACGGCCAGGAAAUCUGGAGAUACUUGGGACGUUAGGAUUCUUUUUCUCACAGUUUCUGGUAUUGGAGGAUCAUCAACCCUGUUGAAACCUUCUACUCUUUCUACCUUAUACCUCAGCUGAUUCUUGUUGAUGUGGUUGACAUUUCGUGAAUAUGAAAGCAAUAUGCUGUUUCAAAUG
Messenger RNA from Elaeis guineensis (African oil palm), 4089 nucleotides. The record is from RefSeq and is a predicted model, not a curated record. Lineage: Eukaryota; Viridiplantae; Streptophyta; Magnoliopsida; Arecales; Arecaceae.